GCUGUCAGUGGCCCUUAAAUCCCCCAACAAAGCUUGAAGUUGGAGAUAGCUUCAAUCUUUACUUACAAAGGAACUUUUGUUCGUUUUCUUUCAUCGCUCAGCUUUGGGCAACAAAUCUUCCUCGUAGCAUCGAGAAGUCGGGCUCCAUACGGUUUAUGCUGUUAGUGGCCCUGAUAAACCCAACAAAGAAGAACUUGGGGAGUGAGAGGAGACAAGAUGGCAGCCAUGGCCAGGACUGGUGUGUGGUGGUUCUCUCACAACCUCCACCGCAUCAACCUCCAUCAGGCACUCAAGCUAAACUCAACCUACUCUGCCUUCCUCCACAACUCUGCUGCUCUCAAUGUGCAGGGAUUGCCAAUCAAAAUGCCCUCACUUUCUCCCACCAUGAUGGAGGGAACCAUAAUCAAAUGGCUGAAGAUGGAAGGAGACCCUAUUCAACCUGGAGAUGUAUUAUGUGACAUUCAGACUGAUAAAGCAGUUGUUUCUUUAGAAACAGAGGAAGAAGGCAUCUUAGCCAAAAUUUUGGUUGCAGAAGAUACAAAAGAUGUCAAGGUAGGCACCUUGAUUGCAGUUAUGGUAGCAGAAGGAGAGGAUUGGAAAACUGUUGAAAUGCCUCUUCAGGAAGAGAUUAUACCAUCUUCUGGUGCUCAGCCUGUGACAGUUACUCGUACACCUGCUUCUGUUGCUGCUGGCCAUGGGAACUUUGGUCCUUCAGUUCGUCUUCUACUAGAGAAAUAUGGACUUACAGUUGAUCAAGUUCCUGCUGGAGGCCCCCAUGGUAAACUGUUAAAGGGAGAUGUCCUACAAACUAUCAAAGACAAAAAUCUUCAACCACAACCAAUACCAGCAGUUCCUCCUCCUGAGGCUCCUAAACCUGCUUCUGCUGCUGCUGCUGCUCAUGGUAUGCCUACAGCUGCACCACCACCACCAUCUGUCCCUGUCCCACCACCAGUUCUUGGUACAUCAGAAGAUGGUUAUCAAGACUCUGAAAUAACUAACAUGAGGAGAACCAUAGCCAAAAGGCUUGUACAGUCAAAGAGUGGUAUUGCUCACUCAUAUGCAACGGUUGAGUGCGUUGUUGAUAAACUGGUAGCGCUGAGAAAGCAGUACAAGGCGGAAGGCAUCAAUGUAAGUGUGAAUGACCUAGUCAUCAAAGCUGUUGCUGUUGCACUAACCAGAUGUCCAGAGAUGAACUGUGUAUGGAAGGGAGAUCAGCUAAUGAUUUCUAAUCAGAUAGAUAUUAGUAUCGCAGUAGCAACACCUGCCGGCCUCAUAACCCCAAUAAUUCACGGAGCUGAUGCUUUAGGUGUUGAAGAUAUUUCCACAAGAGCACGGGACCUAGCUGGUCGAGCCAGAGAAAACAAGUUAAAGUUGGAUGAAUUCCAAGGGGGAACUUUUACCAUCUCAAAUCUAGGAAUGUUUGGAAUCAGUGAGUUCAGUGCCAUCAUCAACCCCCCUCAGUGUGGCAUCCUUGCUCUUGGUGGAAGCAGACUCUCUCUAAGUGACUCUGGUGCACCGGUGAUGUGCAUGAGUGCUACCCUGUCAUAUGACCGUGCUGGUGUUGACGAUGACACUGCUGCUACCUUCUUAAAUAUAGUGAAACAUCUUUUGGAGGAUCCUACUACUGUAAUGCUAGGGGCUUAUACUUCAAAAGUUAAUCAUCCUAUGGCUGCACUGUUAUAAAUGUUUAAUCAAAUAAAUUUGGUGUGAUUGUUUUUUAAUGUUCUGUGAACAAAAUUUUAACCCAGGUAUUUUUUUAGUGUGUUAAUUUUUGAACGAUGUAUAACUAACAUUAAGGAAUAUACAUAAAAAUGUAUGCAUGCAUACAGUGUGUGCUACAACUACUUGAACUUACUUUUCAAACAAGAUGCUAAAUGAGUUAAAGAGCAUAUAAUACAUAAAGUAAAAGGACACAAGUGCCACUAAUGUUACAUUUCAAUGUGGCAACGUUUUGCUCUCCAGGAGCUUUGUCAAGUCAUAACGGCUUGACAAAGCUCCUGGAGAGCGAAAUGUUUCCACAAUAAAAUGUUACAUUAGUUGCAUUUGUGUCCUUUUACUUUACAUAUUGUCAGUAAUUCUACCAAAAUAUAUACAACAUAUAAUACCAUGGGCAUAACUCCACUCCUGAAGAACCUUUUGGGUUUAGUGCUUAGAUUGAUUCUAUUAUUAUUUAUCUACUGUAAGUAUGAAUGUACAGUAAGAAACUAUGUAAAUGCAGCAUGCACCGAUGGGGAGGGUGCAUUUAUCAUGCCCAA
Cherax quadricarinatus is the source of this 2255-nucleotide messenger RNA. Its product is annotated as pyruvate dehydrogenase protein X component. Gene Ontology annotation, biological process: pyruvate decarboxylation to acetyl-CoA. Gene Ontology annotation, cellular component: mitochondrion; pyruvate dehydrogenase complex. Gene Ontology annotation, molecular function: acyltransferase activity. Lineage: Eukaryota; Metazoa; Arthropoda; Malacostraca; Decapoda; Parastacidae. The record is from RefSeq and is a predicted model, not a curated record.